This is a messenger RNA of Acaulospora colombiana, 780 nucleotides long. The record is from the annotation of a GenBank genome assembly. NCBI's taxonomy places the organism in Eukaryota, Fungi, Glomeromycota, Glomeromycetes, Diversisporales, Acaulosporaceae.
AUGGCUAGGGCUAAUCAAACGCGUAAACCAGCGAAGACUAUACAGAUGCCGGGGCAACCUCCACCUUCUAUUCACAAAGAGCGCAAACCACGAGUGUGGACAGAAGAGGAUAUACAGGCAGCAAUGAAAAAUGUACGAAAUGGCACGCAAGAGCUAUGGGAGGCUAGCAAGGCCUUUUCUAUCCCAAAGAACACACUUCGUGAUAGACUGAAUGGAUCUAAACCACGUCAAGAAGUGGAUCAAGAGAACCAGCUUUUAUCUCCACAGGAAGAGAGAGCCCUUGUUCAAUACAUCAAGUACCGUGGCUGGAGAGGUGACCCAGUUGGUUUACAAGAAACACGCGAGCUAGCCGGUAAGAUUACUGGACAAGGAACCCCAGGAGAAGGAUGGGUGUAUAGAUUCAUGAAAAGGAACCCAGAUAUACGUGGGAAAUGGGCAAAGAAGGGUGAAUCCAAGCGUGCACAAGCUGUGAAGGAGGCAGUAGCACUUGAAUACUUCGAAAUCUUGAAAGAACAAAUCGAAACAUAUGAUAUACAUCCAUCUGAUAUCUACAAUGCCGAUGAAAAAGGUAUCUUCAUGGGUGGAGGUAGUAUCCGCUUUCGGGCUUUGGUGGAUGUCGGCCAAAAACAAGCAUUUUCAACAGGAGAUGAGAACCGUAAAAUGAUAACAGUCCUAGAGUGCAUCUGCGUGAAUGGCACAACUACACCGCCAUUACUUAUUCACGAAGGGACUGGUCAUGAUUUGGAAUGGGCACGGCACAAUCCCUGUCAAGCAAGGUAA